AUGGUCUGGAACACUACCAGAGCACCCUUGAAGCUUAAUUUACGAAACAAAACAAACUGUCUACUUUGCAUAAAUGUAUAUACUGCCCAAAAAGACGAGGAGAUGACCAAGCGCUUCUCCUCGUCGGCCAACAGCCUUGAGGCCAGUGUAUGUGAGAGUCUUGAUGAGCCGCAUGUACUACUGCUCAGCCUUGUGCACGUCCUGACGUGUGUGGUGUUUACAGAUGUUUCCUGGGUGCGACACUCUGAAGGCGAUGGAAUCGAUGUCGGGCGCAUAGGUAGUUGGCAUGGCGAUGGGCCAGUCGACGACUUUGAUGAACGUGGAGAACCACAGAAGGUUGUCGUUGUCAUUGGUGAAGGACGUUCGGAGGUGACGGCUGCCAAUAGCCAAUGGUUCCUUCUAAGAAAAACAUAG
This is a messenger RNA of Laccaria bicolor S238N-H82, 414 nucleotides long. RefSeq lists its product as uncharacterized. Lineage: Eukaryota; Fungi; Basidiomycota; Agaricomycetes; Agaricales; Hydnangiaceae. The coding region runs from base 1 to 414 and encodes 137 amino acids. The record is from RefSeq and is a predicted model, not a curated record. The transcript is spliced from 2 exons.